AUGUCAGUUAUUCUCAGAUAUGUGGAUUGCAAAGAGAAAAAAGUAGUAAUCUCGGAAAGCUUUCUUGGAUUUGUGGUUGUUCACGACAAGACUGGAAUGGGGCUUACCGAUGCCGUACUGAAGUUCAUAGAAGACGCAGGACUUGACUUGAAGAAUAUUAGGGGCCAAUCUUAUGACAAUGGCAGCAACAUGAAAGGGAACAUUAGGGGUGUUCACAGCAGAAUUCUCGAAGUUAACCCUAAGGCCACUUUCAUAGCAUGCGUUCACCACUCCUGCAAUUUGGUAUUGUCAGAUGGAGCUAAAUCAGCGACGCAAACAAUCACAUUUUUUGGAGUCGUUCAGAAGAUCUUUACAUUUGCAUCUGCGUCUACAAAUAGAUGGGAUAUUUUUCGAAAACAUGCCACGCAAUUUACCGUGAAACCUUUAUCGGCAACUAGGUGGGAAAGUCGGAUUGACAGUUUGAAGGCGUUGAGGUUUCAAAUAAGUAGAGUGCGGGACGCACUACUCGAAAUAGGCGCCAAUACAAACUUUGACGUCGACACAAGAUUUGAGGCCAACAACAUUUGCUCGCAAAUCGAAAAAUUUGAAUUUCUUGUACUCUUGUCCGCUUGGUAUGACCUCUUACAUCACCUUAAUGUCGUUAGCAAAAUGACUCAAGAGAAAACCGUAAACGUUGGUGCCACAUUGCAACUCCUAAACAAUACCGAGAAAUUUCUUGAAGAUUAUGGCAGAAAUGGAUUUGUAACAGCCCAGAUCACUGCACGGGAGUUAGGUGAAGAACUUGGCCUGGAGGAGGAUGAAAUGAUAUUCACCGCUGCUCGCAUGAGAAAACGAAAAUCACAUUUUGAUGAGGAAAAUUCUGAAAAUGCAACCAACAACUCCAACAAUGACCCCGCUUUGAAAUUUAAAAAUUCAUGUUUUGAUAAACUUGUGAGCUGCGUUCAAGACUCGAUGACUCGUCGAUUCACACAUAUGAGAAAGAACCUCUCGGACUUCCAAAUUAUCAUUGACGCUGAUUGUAGAAGUACUUGUGAUGAAGGGGAGCUAUUAAGAAAUUGUAAAGAUUUACAUUUUAGGUUUAUGGACGGCAAGGAUAAGGAUAUCGAAGGAAGUCAACUCUUCGAUGAAUUUAAGUUAUUGCGUGAUUCAUUUCCUGAAAAAUUUAAAUCAAAUCCGCAUGCUUUGCUUGACUUUAUCGCUGGAUCGUGCUUGGAGGGAGUUUUUCCAAAUAUUUGGAUUUCUUUGCGUAUAGUUAUGACACUUCCUGUCAGCGUUGCUUCAGCAGAACGCAGCUUCUCAAAGCUAAAAUUAAUCGAGAAUUACUUGAGAUCUUCAAUGAGUGAAGAAAGAUUGUGUGGAUUAGCAAUUCUAUCAAUUGAAAAGGAAUUGACUUGUGAAAUAGAUUUUGAUGAUAUAAUCAAUGAAUUUGCAUUGAGGAAAUCCCGAAAAGUACUGUUUUAG
This is a messenger RNA of Folsomia candida, 1461 nucleotides long. Its product is annotated as zinc finger MYM-type protein 1. The coding region runs from base 1 to 1461 and encodes 486 amino acids. The record is from RefSeq and is a predicted model, not a curated record. Gene Ontology annotation, molecular function: protein dimerization activity. The transcript has a single exon. Lineage: Eukaryota; Metazoa; Arthropoda; Collembola; Entomobryomorpha; Isotomidae.